Molecule: messenger RNA, 1382 nt
Organism: Neomonachus schauinslandi (Hawaiian monk seal)
Lineage: Eukaryota; Metazoa; Chordata; Mammalia; Carnivora; Phocidae
Gene: PDGFC
Product: platelet derived growth factor C
Exons: 6
Coding region: 271-1308 (345 amino acids)
Biological process (GO): positive regulation of protein autophosphorylation; positive regulation of cell population proliferation; positive regulation of ERK1 and ERK2 cascade
Cellular component (GO): membrane
Molecular function (GO): platelet-derived growth factor receptor binding; growth factor activity
Source: RefSeq, a predicted model, not a curated record
GGCACAGCUCAGGAUUUGUUUAAACCUUGGGAAACUGGUUCAGGUCCAGGUUUUGCUUUGAUCCUUUUCAAAAACUGGAGACACAGAAGAGGGCUCUAGGAAAAAGUUUUGGAUGGGAUUAUGUGGAAACUACCCUGCGAUUCUCUGCUGCCAGAGCAGGCUCGGCGCUUCCACCCCAGUGCAGCCUUCCCCUGGCGGUGGUGAAAGAGACUCAGGAGCCGCUGCUUCCAAAGUGCCCGCCGUGAGUGAGUUCUCGCCCCAGUCAGCCAAAUGCUCCUCUUCGGGCUUCUCCUGCUGACAUCUGCCCUGGCCGGCCAGAGACACGGGACUCAGGCUGAGUCCAACCUGAGUAGUAAAUUCCAGUACUCCAGCAACAAGGAACAGAACGGAGUACAAGAUCCCCAGCAUGAGAGAAUUAUUACUGUGUCUACUAAUGGAAGUAUUCACAGCCCGAGAUUUCCUCAUACUUACCCAAGAAAUAUGGUCUUGGUAUGGAGAUUGGUAGCAGCAGACGAAAAUGUAUGGAUACAACUUACAUUUGAUGAAAGAUUUGGGCUUGAAGACCCAGAAGAUGACAUAUGCAAGUAUGACUUUGUAGAAGUUGAGGAACCCAGUGAUGGAACUAUAUUAGGGCGCUGGUGUGGUUCUGGUACUGUGCCAGGAAAGCAGAUUUCUAAAGGAAAUCAAAUCAGGAUAAGAUUUGUAUCUGAUGAAUAUUUUCCUUCUGAACCGGGGUUCUGCAUCCACUACAACAUUGUCGUGCCACAAUUCACGGAGGCUGUGAGCCCUUCUGUGUUACCCCCUUCAGCUUUGCCACUGGAUCUGCUUAAUAACGCUGUCACUGCCUUUAGUACCUUGGAAGAUCUCAUUCGGUAUCUUGAACCAGAUAGAUGGCAGUUGGACUUGGAAGACCUAUAUAGGCCAACCUGGCAACUUCUUGGCAAGGCUUUUGUUUUUGGAAGAAAAUCCAGAGUGGUGGACCUGAACCUUCUGAAGGAGGAGGUAAGACUGUACAGCUGCACGCCACGUAACUUCUCGGUGUCCAUAAGGGAAGAACUAAAGAGAACCGAUACCAUUUUCUGGCCAGGUUGUCUCCUGGUUAAACGCUGUGGGGGAAACUGUGCCUGUUGUCUCCACAACUGCCACGAGUGUCAAUGUGUCCCAAGCAAAGUCACUAAAAAAUAUCAUGAGGUCCUUCAGUUGAGACCAAAGAGUGGUGUGCGGGGAUUGCAUAAAUCUCUCACGGACGUGGCCCUGGAGCACCACGAGGAGUGUGACUGUGUGUGCAGAGGGCACACAGGAGGAUAACCGCAUCCUCACGCACAGCCUCUCCCAGAGCAGUGAGGCUCCAUGGCUGAUCUGUUCUAGAACUUGCGCAUUAU